GAGGUGGAAAGAAGGGGGGCGCUGUCACGGAGACUCCGGCCGCCGGAGACCCCGCCGCAGCGAGGCCACUAGGCUCACCGGUCGCGGAGCGUGAGCGGCGCCAACCCGGGGUGCCGGGGGGACACACCGGGCGGAGGAGGGGGCCUAUCUACCCUUCCGCAUUUUCCUGGGUCUCUCUCCCGGGCGGUGACGUGACGUGCUGACGGCGGGCCCGUGCCGGGGAGCUGGGCCGCUUUUUGUCAGCUCCGAGCUCGGCCCCUCCUCCCUCCCUCCGCCCGCCCCACCAGCCGGAGCCCGGCCCAGUGCUCCAGAGAAAGGCCGGCCUGCAGCACCCGGCACCGUCGCCGACCGCCCGCACGCCCGUCCGGAACUGUGACUGAUGAGAAUUAAAGGCCAUGGAUGAAGAUGGACUUGAAUUACAACCACAAGAGCCAAACUCAUUUUUUGAUGCAACAGGAGCUGAUGCUGCACACAUGGACGGUGAUCAAAUUGUUGUGGAAGUACAAGAAACUGUUUUUGUUUCAGAUGUUGUGGAUUCAGACAUAACUGUGCAUAACUUUGUUCCUGAUGACCCAGACUCAGUCGUGAUCCAGGAUGUUAUUGAGGAUGUUGUUAUAGAAGAUGUUCAGUGCCCUGAUAUCAUGGAAGAAGCAGAUGUGUCUGAAACGGUCAUUAUUCCUGAGCAAGUGCUGGACUCAGAUGUAACUGAAGAAGUUUCUUUAGCACAUUGCACAGUCCCAGAUGAUGUUUUAGCUUCCGACAUUACUUCAGCCUCAAUGUCUAUGCCAGAACACGUCUUGACGAGUGAAUCCAUACACGUGUCCGAUGUUGGACAUGUUGAACACGUGGUUCAUGACAGUGUAGUGGAAGCAGAAAUCGUCACCGACCCUCUGACAACGGACGUCGUUUCAGAAGAAGUACUGGUAGCAGAUUGUGCCUCUGAAGCAGUCAUAGAUGCCAAUGGGAUCCCUGUGGACCAGCAAGAUGAUGACAAAAGCAACUGUGAGGACUACCUUAUGAUUUCCUUGGAUGAUGCUGGCAAAAUAGAACAUGAUGGUUCCUCUGGAAUGACCAUGGAUGCAGAGUCGGAAAUUGAUCCUUGUAAGGUGGAUGGCACUUGCCCUGAAGUCAUCAAGGUGUACAUUUUUAAAGCUGACCCUGGAGAGGAUGACUUAGAUGUCGCGGAAAUCGCUGAUGAAGUGUAUAUGGAGGUGAUCGUAGGGGAGGAGGAUGCAGCGGCGGCGGCGGCAGCCGCUGCAGCGCACGAGCAACAGAUCGACGACAGUGAAAUCAAAACCUUCAUGCCAAUAGCCUGGGCAGCAGCUUACGGUAAUAAUUCUGAUGGAAUUGAAACCCGGAAUGGCACUGCAAGUGCCCUCUUGCACAUAGAUGAGUCUGCUGGGCUCGGCAGACUGGCUAAACAAAAACCAAAGAAAAGGAGAAGACCUGAUUCCAGGCAGUACCAAACAGCAAUAAUUAUUGGCCCUGAUGGACAUCCCUUGACUGUCUAUCCUUGCAUGAUUUGUGGGAAAAAAUUUAAGUCGAGAGGUUUUUUGAAAAGGCACAUGAAAAACCAUCCUGAACACCUUACCAAGAAGAAGUACCGCUGUACUGACUGUGAUUACACUACCAACAAGAAGAUAAGUUUACACAACCACCUGGAGAGCCACAAGCUGACCAGCAAGGCAGAGAAGGCCAUCGAAUGCGAUGAGUGUGGGAAGCAUUUCUCUCAUGCUGGGGCUUUGUUUACUCACAAAAUGGUGCAUAAAGAGAAAGGAGCCAACAAAAUGCACAAGUGUAAAUUCUGUGAAUAUGAGACAGCUGAACAAGGGUUGUUGAAUCGCCACCUUUUGGCGGUCCACAGCAAGAACUUUCCUCAUAUUUGUGUGGAGUGCGGGAAAGGUUUCCGUCACCCGUCAGAGCUCAAAAAGCACAUGCGCAUCCAUACCGGGGAGAAGCCGUACCAGUGCCAGUACUGCGAGUAUAGGUCCGCAGACUCUUCUAACUUGAAAACACAUGUAAAAACAAAGCAUAGUAAAGAGAUGCCAUUCAAGUGUGACAUCUGCCUUCUGACUUUCUCAGAUACCAAAGAGGUGCAGCAACAUGCUCUUAUCCACCAGGAAAGCAAAACACACCAGUGUUUGCACUGCGACCACAAGAGCUCGAACUCAAGCGAUUUGAAACGACACAUAAUUUCGGUUCACACGAAGGACUACCCCCAUAAGUGUGACAUGUGUGAUAAAGGCUUUCACAGGCCUUCCGAACUCAAGAAACACGUGGCUGCCCACAAGGGUAAAAAAAUGCACCAGUGUAGACAUUGUGACUUUAAGAUCGCAGAUCCAUUUGUCCUAAGUCGCCAUAUUCUCUCGGUUCACACGAAAGAUCUUCCGUUUAGGUGUAAGAGAUGUAGAAAGGGAUUUCGGCAACAGAAUGAGCUUAAAAAGCAUAUGAAGACACACAGUGGCAGGAAAGUGUACCAGUGUGAGUACUGUGAGUAUAGCACUACAGACGCCUCGGGCUUUAAACGGCACGUCAUCUCCAUCCACACGAAAGACUAUCCUCACCGGUGCGAGUACUGCAAGAAAGGCUUCCGCAGACCUUCCGAAAAGAACCAGCACAUAAUGCGACAUCAUAAAGAAGUGGGCCUGCCCUAACGAUCCCGCUACGGACAUUUGUGGAGAUGUUGGCCUUGAAGCAGAAAUUUCAUUUUAGAGCCAAUUGGUCUCGUUCACAUACAAUACUGUAUAUUGAUUAUGCCGUGUACAAAUAGAAUUAUUGCUUCUAGUUGAGUUGGUUUUUCGUUUUUUGUUUUUGUUUUUGUUUUACAUUUUGUUUAAUAGUGUGUUCUGAAUUCUAUUCAGUUUGUUUAAUAAAUGGGGGAAAGCAGCAACAAGUAAGUUGCUUUUAAUAAAAUAAUCCCUGAUUCUAUACUGAAUUUUUCUAUCUUAGAAGUUUUAUAUUUAUUUAAAUAUUUACCUUGCUUACCUUGAUGGUACUCUUCUAAGACCAUUUAACUUAAAGUUAAGGUAACUUUAGAUUGGUAACUCUGAAAGGACUCAUGUUGACUCAGUUCCCCCCCCCCAUAAAUUUCUCACAAUAAAAUUGUCAGAGACAUCUACUAACAUAAAUGGGAGGUUUUUACAGUCAGCUCUAAUUAUCCUAACAUGGAAGUCAUUUACUCGUAUUACUUACUAUUUUCAGACCACAUGACAAUGAAAGUUUCCAUUUGAGCUUUUGUGUCCCUGGCAUCGCUGAGGAGAGAACAGUGGCUGGGUUCGUGUUUCCUUUCCGUUUUGUUUAGCAGACAAACUAUACUUCUUUGGGGGCUUUCUUUGGUGUAUUGACAUCUUUUGUCAGCAUAGCAAACUUUUAGAAAAACUUCCUUGACAAAUUUUACUUGAUGCUGUUGUAUUUUGAUUAUUCCGUCUGUGCUGCUUUGUCUUGGAAUGGUUGUGUGCUACAAAUGAGAUUAUCGAGGACUGCAUUUUGGAAUCUCCUAGAGGUAAUUCGUGGCUCGUAGGAUCUUUUGCGACUUUAUAUAUGUAAAUGUACCCUGAAUUAUAUAUAUGCACAUAUAUAGAGAACAUGUAUCUGUGUGUAUUGCUUAUUUUACAUAUUUAUACACACAACCCCAGUAGUAGUUAAGAUCUAUAAUGAAAAGUAUUAAAUUUACAAUAACAUGAACGAUGCAGGGAUGCACGAGAGCAUUUUGUGAAUCAUGCUCUUCAGAGAGACUACUCAGGUGAAGAAUUAGAAGGAAAAUAAGGACACUAGUAUUUUUAAAGAGUAAAGGUAUUUUCUUUUAAAUAUCUUUGGUAAUUGAAAAAAAUAGACGUUAAGAUGUUUCUAGAUAGAAUGUUUUCAUACAACUUCAGCUCCAUGCCUUUAUAUUUUUCUGAAAAGCUAAUGAGUAUCUGGACAUAACUCCCUCAGUUCUCUCUGGAGCCCGUGAGGGAACCCUGCGUCACCCAGUGAAGGGGGAUUAAGGAAACCACAGCUCCGUGUCCCAGAGAUCGGGUGCUGAUUAUGACUCAAACUUGGCAGGUUCAGCCUGCCCUGUUACUUCUUAGUUACAGUUAGCAAACUUUUAAAAACUGAAUGCUCAAAUUGGCUUUGGUUAGAAGAUAAAGGUGUGUCUAAGUGCAUGAGGAAAAGCGGAGGCCUUAUUUGGAACGUCACCAAGUCUUUCACAGUUUUGUUUUUCUUUGAGAGCCAACAUUUUUUAAACAAGCAGUUCUGAAUCAAGAGUCAGAAAUGCAUAAAAUGAACUUGGUUAAUGAGAACUAGAUUAUGUUAGGAUGGAUCUUGGAAAAUGAAAAACAAUUUUUGGGGUCCUUUAAAUUGGCUGUCAGCAUAUGAGUAUCUGGCACAUCGUAGGAGAUUUUAGGAAUUUUCUUCCCACUUGAUAGUUGCCUUGCCACUUCAUUAUGGUGCUGCAUCCCCUCUGUGCUGUUAGGUCUUGACCUUUCAUCUUUCUCUUUGCCAUUGAUACUUGUAUUCGAGAAGUAUAUUUAUAGGGUUAGAAAUCUAAAUAUUUGGUGGUUGGCAAGCCUCUGAAGUGCUAGGUUGAUUUCGUCCAGUUGUAAAUCUAGUGCUUUAGGCUGGUAUGAACUCCAACCUGAAUGCCAGUUAAAGCCAAGGCAUGGGCCUAUCCUAGUGGGAGCUCCUGUGCCCUCUUGGCUCUCAUACCUGCUUUUCUUUUCUUUUUUUUUUUAAUAACUUAAACAAUUGUGUGAUUCAUUGCCCUGCAGUACUAUCCUUGAAAGCUCUGUCUGUUUUUUUGUGAGAACCUUUAAAAUCUCCCUUCUUUUUUUUCCCCAGAAAUCAUGUAAAAGAAGACACUUAAAUGAAAGUGGAAAUUUAUUAACUUUAAAACAUGCUGUAAAAUUAGUACAGAAAAUAGAAAUAAUUGGUCAUUUAACUAUAUUUUUUUAAAUAAACUGAAAGAUAAAGAACACAACACUCUACACACUUUAUAUUUCUCUUACAUAGUCUGGAAUCAUACACAGUGUACUUUCUUUUUAAAGCACAAUAUUGAAACCUUUAAAAGGUAUUUAAGGGUUUGGUCAAGUGAAUAUGAUGAAAUGUAUUUGUCUGUAUAAAGAGAAAAUGAAAUUGUAGUCACUGUUAUGUACUGACAUUAGUUACAACCUAGUUUUAAUUCUUAAAACAAUUUUGAUUAGCAAAGCUAAAAAAAAAUGGAUGUUUCAGUUAAAUGUUUUAAAGAGGUACAGAUUUUUACAAGGACAUAAUAUAAGUUAUUGUUCUGUAGAAAUAUCCUAUUAAAUAUUGUAUGUCCCUCCCUCUGUACACUUUGUAAAAAAAAAAAAAGUAAAAUACAUAAAAAGAAAAUCAUAUAGGGAUGUGUGACAUUAUUGUAAUUGUGUACUUGAGAAUAACGUGCAAAAAUAAAAAUCAGAAUAUUUUCCUGUUAAUGGAUGUUUAGUCUAUUUGAUACCAGUACUAAGUUAAUGCUUUUUCUUAAGGAAAAAAAUGUACAGUUUUUGUAAAACCUAAUAAACAUCAAAAACAGUGGA
Lontra canadensis (Northern American river otter) is the source of this 5537-nucleotide messenger RNA. RefSeq names its product zinc finger protein X-linked (gene ZFX). The record is from RefSeq and is a predicted model, not a curated record. Gene Ontology annotation, molecular function: metal ion binding; DNA-binding transcription factor activity, RNA polymerase II-specific; RNA polymerase II transcription regulatory region sequence-specific DNA binding. Gene Ontology annotation, cellular component: nucleus. NCBI's taxonomy places the organism in Eukaryota, Metazoa, Chordata, Mammalia, Carnivora, Mustelidae. The coding region runs from base 396 to 2654 and encodes 752 amino acids. The transcript has 8 exons. Gene Ontology annotation, biological process: regulation of transcription by RNA polymerase II.